AUGGCGAUCACGGAGCUCGUUUUCCUGCCCCUCAAAGAUGAUGAGGACCUGAAGGCUCGGUUCUAUGAAGAACUCCCCGGCCUGAUGCAGCCCAACUUUGACGUCCCUGGAGGCCCGGAUACGGCAGCAGUGGCUCGAAUCCUCGAAAGCAACCCCGAGGAUGCUGAUGACCAGCGCGGUUAUGUGGGUGUGAUUAGCUGGGACAGGCUUGACACGAUCAAGGCUUUUCUCGCCACUCCGAACUUUGCUACCUUCAAGUCAUCGUUGCUUAAGUUCGUGGAAGCACCCCCGGUCCUUCAAUUUUUCGAAGAGACCGUCGGAGCCACACCCAGAGAGACGUUACAGAACAGCACUCAUCUGUUCGUCAUCAAGGCUACUGGUGCUGAAGCUGAAGUGGAACAUUCCAAAAUAAAGUGGAACAAGCUCGUGGCAGCUUUCCACGGUAUCGAAGGCAAUGAGACCCUAUCUCAUUGCGGUGAAGGGAGGGAAGUCCAUCAAGGCCAGUUCGCUGGUUUCAGUGGAUGGAAGUCAAUCACAGCUCUCAACGAUGCACUUCGAGAUGGUCAGGUCCAGGAGCAUCUCAAGGAUCUGCGAAACUCUGGCGCACAGGUUUCCACCUUCAUUCUGGAACUCAAGCAAAUCAUUUGA
Molecule: messenger RNA, 648 nt
Organism: Colletotrichum siamense
Lineage: Eukaryota; Fungi; Ascomycota; Sordariomycetes; Glomerellales; Glomerellaceae
Exons: 3
Coding region: 1-648 (215 amino acids)
Source: RefSeq, a predicted model, not a curated record